GACGGGCCUCUCGCGGCCUAUCGCGUCGUCGUGCGCCGUGCGCUCGUGUCAGUCAGCUCGCAGCGUUCGCGUAAUCGCCGUUCAGUCUCGGCAGCGAUUUGCGGGAUCGAGGCGCGCGCGCGGCCAGCCACGAGUGUUCGCCUACUGCUAAACGCUGCACACACAUAUCUUUUCAUAUAUAAUAAUAAAAGUUAACGUGGUCGAGACUCGCUAGUUGCUGUGCCGUUCGAGGCGCGCGUUCCUCUGCUUCGUCGAGUGUGCUCGGUGUCUGCACACGCGACCGUUCGACGAGACCUUCGCGGGUUCUGCGAGGGAGGUUACGUGCUCGAGUUGCGCAGCCUAGAGCAAGCCAAAUAACAUGACACUAAUGCUCGAUCUUGCUCUUAGUCAGAUCUAAAACAGCUAGCAACAUACUCUUACUAUAGCUGUAGUACAGCCGCUUUGUGCCAAUGUUUGCAUCUACUGCUAGUGACUGCUGCUGUUGCUACUGCUGAUGCUGUUAUUCGACGCACGUCUGAUUGCCGCUUCUUCUCCUCGAGCCAAUGACUUUUUAUCUGCGUUGGAAAAUAAUAACAUGAUCGUGUCAGUUAAAAAUCCAUCUGAAGAAAACAACUGCAUAAGCUUAGUUUACAAAAUUAAAUAUGAGACCUCAGAACUGUGAGAAUUAUAUUUAUGAAGAAAUCAUGGCUUCAAAUGGCUAUCCUGAUGUUGCUCCAGUAUCGAAUAAGCAAUCCAAGAUAAACUCACCACCCUGUGAGUCUGGGAAUUCUAUGCCAUGGUUUGGCAUGGAUAUUGGAGGAACUCUUACAAAAUUAGUAUACUUUGAACCAAAAUAUAUCACAAAAGACGAAGCUGAUGCUGAAGUAGAAACAUUAAAAAACAUUCGUCAAUAUUUGACAAAAAACUCAGCAUAUGGAAAAACUGGUCAUCGAGAUGCACAUCUUCAAAUGGACGAUGUAUGCAUUAGAGGCCGAAGAGGUACUCUGCACUUUAUCCGUUUUCCAACAAGUGAAAUGGGAAACUUUUUGGCCCUGGCUAAAGCUAAAGGAAUGGCUACAUUAGUCACAACAGUCUGUGCGACUGGUGGUGGAGCUUACAAGUUUGAAGAAAAUUUCAAUCAAGAAGUAAAUCUCAGUUUAGCCAAAUUUGAUGAACUUGAUAGCCUUAUUAGAGGCAUGUUGUACAUUGAUGCAACAAACCCUCAUGAAUGCUACUAUUGGUCUGAACCUACAGAUGAAUCAAAAUGCCAAAAAGUACCAUAUGAUUUUUCCAAACCAUAUCCUUUUCUGCUUGUUAAUAUUGGAUCUGGUGUCAGUAUACUUGCUGUGCAAGGACCAAAUGACUAUAGAAGAAUAAGUGGUACCAGUUUGGGUGGAGGUACAUUUUUAGGAUUAUGCUGUUUACUUACUGGAUGUAAUUCUUUUGAAGAAGCUAUUGAAUUAGCAACAAGUGGAGACAGCACAAGAGUAGAUAAAUUAGUUAAAGAUAUUUAUGGAGGAGAUUACUCCAGAUUUGGAUUACCUGGAGAUCUUGUUGCUAGCAGUCUUAACGAUGUCUGUAGUUUCGGCCAGAUGAAUUCCAAAGACAGGCGGAAUACUGUAUCAAGAGAGGACUUAGCUCGAGCAACGCUUGUAACAAUUACAAAUAAUAUUGGUUCCAUCACCAGAAUGUGUGCCCUAAAUGAAAAAAUUGAAAGGGUGGUAUUUGUUGGAAACUUUUUGCGAGUUAACCCAAUAUCAAUGAAAUUACUUGCCUCAGCAAUGGAUUACUGGUCAAAAGGAACUUUAAAAGCCUUAUUUUUAGAACAUGAGGGAUAUUUUGGUGCUGUGGGUUGCUUACUGCAAUUCACUGGAAAUUCAAAUCAACGAUAAUAAUUGUUGU
Trichogramma pretiosum is the source of this 1881-nucleotide messenger RNA. It is a transcript of the gene fbl, whose product is annotated as pantothenate kinase 3. Gene Ontology annotation, biological process: coenzyme A biosynthetic process. The transcript has 9 exons. Lineage: Eukaryota; Metazoa; Arthropoda; Insecta; Hymenoptera; Trichogrammatidae. Bases 642 to 1871 code for a protein of 409 amino acids. Gene Ontology annotation, molecular function: pantothenate kinase activity; ATP binding. Gene Ontology annotation, cellular component: cytosol; nucleus. The record is from RefSeq and is a predicted model, not a curated record.